AUGUUACUCGUAACACAGCACGAGAGUAAAAUGGGAGUAGAACAUAGUCACAACGAGAACUGUAGCGAUCGUGACCAUGGCUCAUCUUCGGAAUCGGAUGGAAUUGAACACAGGCAUUCGAUCAAUCAAACGACGGAAGAAAAUUCUCCAGCAAAAUGUGAGAAAACAGAAACAAAUACGACUGAUGAUAUAGGACUUGAAAGCAAGUUUGGUAUGUUGGACAUACUGCUUAGUAGUGCCGAGGUAACGUUUCAAAUUCAUCCGGCAGAUAUCAAUCGACAACGAUUACCACUUACUUACAUUGAAGGUUCCGAUGAAUAUAAAAUUGUUUGGUUGCAUGAUGAGAAGCUUGAUAAAACAGUAAAAGAACAAACAAGAACGGAAUUAACUGUUCUUUUCAAACAAAUUUACAUUUUUGAUAAUGUUGAAAGCUGUCUAGAUUUUCUUUAUACACUGGAUACAAAUUUCGAUCGUUUAUUUAUCAUUUCCAAUCUCUCCUUUGAUGACAAAUUUAUCGGCCCGACCUCUCCCUUGAUUGAUGAUGAACAUCCUAUAUCUACUAUUCUGCGACGAUUCAAGUACGAACAUCACAUCCACCAUCAUAUAUUGGAUCUUCUGUCAACGAAUUAUGUUCAUUACAUAGGUGAAAGGUUUCUAAACGGUAAAGUCCAGGACGAAAAUAAGAUCAAUUCAACACUUGACAUCGAUCCGAGCUGCUAUCAAAUUGGUUUUCUUAAAUCGUCAUUGUCAUUAUCGAAGGUUAACUCGGAUGUACUCAUCGAUGGUCUAAGAUCAGUUUUUGAUUCAUUAAUCAUUUUUGAAAAUCAAUCAGAGUGUUUAAAAUAUUUAAUUUCAAUUAAAGCAACAGCUGUUACCAUUUAUCUGAUAGUGUACGACUUAGAAGAUAUUGAAAAGUUUCAAGAAAUUACGAACGUGAAGAAAAUUUAUCAAAUCAAUUCGGAAGAAACAGAUAAACUUAUACUUCGUGUUCGUAAUGAUGUGCGCGCCGAAACUAGUGGACCAAUCCAUCUUCUCGAGAAAUCUGUGCAGUAUAUCAACGAGAAAUACACUCCGUAUAUCUCUCUGAUGGCAAAUUUAGAUCUAUACCUAACUUUAACACGCAAUACACACGAUCGGGAGCGAAUGAAACAAGAAAUGAUAACUGAAUGCCAAUGUAUUUAUCAUGAUAAUGCACAACAAUUAGAACGUAUCGAAGAGUUCGAUAAAAACUAUGACGCACAAAAAGAAGGCAAAGCAAUUCAUUGGUACACACGCGAUUCCUUUCUUUACCGAUUGAUCAAUCGUGUUCUUCGUACAGGUGAUCCAGACCUCAUUUAUCCUUAUCGUUUCUUCAUCAAUGAACUUAACGAUGAAAUCACGAAUAUGGAUCGACACUAUUGUAAUGAAGUCGAAGAUUUGAUCGUCUAUCGUGGACAAGGCUUGUCUCAUUCAGAACUUCAUUAUCUUCAAUACAAAACUAAUCAACUCCUUGCAUUAUCUAGUUUUACCUCAACCACAGUCGAUCGAGAGAUGGCAUUAGGAUAUGCCAUUAGUUCUGCUAAUGAUCAAGUUGUUCCAGUUCUAUUCGAAUUUCAUCUUCAUCCUACAAUAAAUAAUACACGACCGUAUGCGUAUGUUGCUGAACAUAGUGCUGUACCUAAUGAAUACGAAGUCUUGCUCACAUAUGGUAUUAUCUUUCGUCUUGUUUCUGUAAUUUACGAUUGUAAUCAAAAUGUUUGGAUCAUAGUUGGUCAUCUUCUUCGACUACAAAAUCAUGACAUCAAGAAUUUGUUAUCGAAACGAAGUGAAAAUAAAUUUCGAUGGAAUACGUUCGAUGCAGAUACUUGUCAUUAUCACAAGAAGAAACGUGAAUUGUCAACUAGACACUCGAAUAAUACCAAUGACAAUAUUCCUGCAAUGACUGCAGACGAUUUGCCGUCCGUAUUCGACUUUUUCGAUGCCGAUGAGACAGACGAUGGUGUACAUCCCGUGCUAUUAAGUUAUACUCUCGAGCAAAGAAAAUCUAUUGCACUGAUCGGAACUCUUCUUUUGGCUGACGAAAGUAUUAAGAACGGUACUUUAGUAAUCGUUAACGAUCGUAUUGCGGCACUCGGGACGGAAAUCAGAAUUCCAGAUGAUGCAUUUAUUUUGCAUACUGAUGGUAUUAUAUUUCCCGGUUUAAUUGAUUUGCAUAAUCAUAUGACAUGGAAUAUUUUUCCACGUUGGAAACCCUCAGAAGAAUUUGGUAGUCGAUAUGAUUGGCAGCAGAAAUCCAUUUACAAGACGCUUUUAUCGUCACCACACAAAGGACUAGUCGAAGCAGGACUUUCAUGUGAGAUGCAGCGUUAUGCAGAAGUGAAAGCAAUUACGCAAGGUACAACGAGCAUCAUUGGUAGUUUGAGACGACCUUGUAAUCAAGGAUUAGUACGUAAUCUUGACGAUGAAGUGACUCUUGGACGUAUUCUUUAUAAUGUUUUCCCAUUACAAAUGACUGAACUGGAGAUGGAGGAAGUCAAAGAUGUUCUGUCCUCAAAUGGUUCGUUGUUUAUUCAUCUCGCCGAAGGUGCACCAAAUGAUGCAACAGCAGCAAGAGAAUUCUCAAUGCUAAAAGCGCGUGGUUUAUUGGUCCCAGGCGUAUCUCUCAUUCAUGGCGUUGCUCUAAAAAAGAAUGAGUUUCGUACCAUGGCAAAUACUACUGUUGGCUUAGUUUGGUCUCCACGUAGUAAUUUAGAACUCUAUGGUGAUACAACGAACUUGCAAGCAGCAUUAGAGAGCCAUGUUAUUACAGCGAUUGCACCAGAUUGGAGUCCCACUGGUAGUGAUGGUUUACUUAGCGAAUUAAACUAUGCCGCUACUUGGAAUGGUGGCUUAGAUCAGUCACUAUUCGAUGAUCGUUUGCUGUUGAAAAUGGCUACUGUUAAUCCGGCUAAAUUAACUCAUUUAGAUACACGUUUGGGUCAAUUGAAAGAAGGUUACCUUGCAGAUAUAGUUGUGUUAAAAGAUCAGAAUAACAUUCAAUCGAGCAAGGAUCCUUAUUGGGCUGCAACGCAUGCAAAACCUGAAGAUGUUUCACUUGUUAUAAUUGGUGGCGAACCCGUGUAUGGUGAUCCUGACAUAAUGAAACAAUUAAUCGAUGUGCAAGAUCUGGAAUUACUAAAUAUAUGUGGUACAAACAAAAGUAUCUCGUUUGCAAGUCAAUUUGGUUCCGAGUUUAGUUUUUAUCACACGCAAAAAUUGUUGAACACUGCACUUCGUCAUUGGAGCCGCACGUUGGCCCCACUUUCAGAAUGUGCUCCGCACGGAUUACUGAACCAAGUGCCCAUAGAAUAUCGAAAGUUUCUAUUCAUUUCGUAA
Messenger RNA from Adineta ricciae, 3354 nucleotides. The record is from the annotation of a GenBank genome assembly. NCBI's taxonomy places the organism in Eukaryota, Metazoa, Rotifera, Eurotatoria, Adinetida, Adinetidae.